Acanthosepion pharaonis is the source of this 624-nucleotide messenger RNA. NCBI's taxonomy places the organism in Eukaryota, Metazoa, Mollusca, Cephalopoda, Sepiida, Sepiidae. The record is from the annotation of a GenBank genome assembly.
AUGUCUUAUAUUCUCGUCAUUCUUUCUAUUUGUCUUUUUUUAUCUCUUUUCCCUUUUAAAGUUUUUGUCCGCCCGUCACUCCCCCUCUUUUCUGUUUUUAUUUCUCUAUAUCUCACAGCUUAUCUUAAUUUUUGCAACUUUCUCUGGAUAUCUCUCUUAUCUGCUCUAUUGUAUAUUCCUUUCGUCUUUCUCGUUAGCCUACAAUAUAAGACUUUCUAUUCAAUGUUUGUUUCCCAAAUUGGGAUCGCACUACGCUUUAUCUUCUUACCCGCUGUGCGGCCCGCUGCCAAAGCAUAUAUACCGUCGGUUAUUUGUCCGUAUAUCCACUCCGAGGUACUUCUGUUCGAAGACGAAUCUGCUCCCAAAGACAAUUGCAUAGCGAAAUAUUUAUCUCCCUCAUCACUCCUCUCUAAUUCAUCCUUUUUUCUCUCUCUCAUCUUCCCGCUGCCACAUCCUAUUUCUCUUUUUAUCAUUCUUCUAGUCGUUCACUCAUAUCGCAUUCUUCUUCCCUCUCUCUCUCUCUCUCUCUCACACACACACACACACACACACACACAUUCUCUGUUUCUCCUUCACUCAUCCCUUAUCUCUCCAAUGAAUCACUCUGAUCCUUCCUCUUUUUAA